AGAGAUUGAAAAAAACAGAACCAAAAAAUGACGGAUUCGACGUCCCCAUCAGAGGAUUUUGCAUGCGGGAAGGAAUUGUUCAACCCAGUCUUAACAAUGGGGAUGCAGUAUUCAUGCAUUCUUGUCAUCUCUCAUUUCCUUCAGAUUCUUCUCAAGCCCCUUGGCCAGGCCGCCCCCAUCGUUCAAAUCCUCGCUGGAUUUCUAUUAGGUCCGUCCGGAUUGUCACACAUCCCGGCGGUGAACAGUUUCUUCCUCCAGAAUUUUGCGGCGGAUUACUAUGAAUUCAUGGCGGUCCUCUUCAGGAUCAUAAUCAUGUUCCUAAUUGGCCUGGAAAUGGACUUCCCCUACUUCCUCCGCAAGCUCCGGCCAGCCAGCAUCAUAGCCUGCGGCUCAUGCUUGGUCUGCACUUUCUUCGCCGCCGCCAUAACAUCGUUCGUGUACCAAGAGACAUCGUCCCACGGCUCCGGGUUCAUGAUGGGGCUGAUGAUCACAAUCAUCCUGGCCAGCACCGCCUCCCCCGUGGUGGUCCGUCUGGCGGUGGAUUUGAAAUUCGCGACUUCGGACAUCGGACGCAUGGCCAUCUCUUCCUCCUUGAUCAACGACGCCUACGGGGUGGUGUUGCUGUUCGUGAUCUCCAAGACGAGGCAGCACUAUUCCUACACGGCGUGGGUUUUCCUCGGCCUGCUCUACCUCUUUGUGGUGGCGGUCGUGGUGGUGGUCAACAUGUACGUCGCGAACUGGAUGAACCGGGGGAACAGGAACCAGAAGUACCUUAAGAACGCCGAAAUGUUCGGGCUUCUGGCUAUUCUGUACAUCGUCGCCAUGUCUCUUGAGCUCAUGGGAUUCAGCAGCUUGAUAUUUUCCUUCCUCAUCGGGUCAAUGUUCCCGCGCGGGGGGAGAGCGGCCCGGACAUUGUUGACCAAACUCACGUAUCCGGUUCACAACUUCAUACUCCCGAUUUAUUUCGGGUACUUCGGGUUCAAGGCGGAUGUGGCAUUCAUCAACAGCCUACGGAACUUCUGCAUCGUGUUUUUCGUGAUGCUGCUGAGUUUUGGAGGCAAGAUUGUUGGCACUUUGGCUGCUUGCUAUCACCUCAAGAUUCCCUACUAUGAAGGAGUGCUCAUGGCUUUCCUAAUGAACCUGAAAGGCCAUGUUGACUUGCUGGCUUUAACUAUUGGGUCAACAAACAGAAUCAUACUGAGUGACACAUUCUUCAGCUUGAUGAUAUCAGCAGUGGUGUUGAACUCAUUGAUAUGGGGACCCAUCAUAGCUUUGAUGAUCAUACUGAGUGACACAUUCUUCAGCUUGAUGAUAUCAGCAGUGGUGUUGAACUCAUUGAUAUGGGGACCCAUCAUAGCUUUGAUGGUGAGAAGAGAGCAAGACAUCAUCGGAUACCGGCAAAUAUAUUUCGAGACUCAGAGUCCGGAAUGCGAACUCCGGACUCUGGCUUGCGUCCACAGCCCUCGGCCGGUGGCGACCAUGGUGGGACUCAUAGCAGCUUCGAGAGGUCCCGAGAAUAUUCCCCAGACCCCUUACUUGAUGCACCUGGUUGAGCUCCCAGGGAAUAAGAGCAAUGCAAACUUAAUGUACAACCAGAAAGAGGAAGAUGAGGUCAGCGAUGACGACGACUACGGCGGGAACGACGUGGUGGAGAUCAACGACGCGGUGGACCUGUUCACGGCGGAGACAGGGGUGAUGGUCCACCAGAUCAAAGCCGUGGCGCCCUUCGCCACCAUGUACAGAGACGUUUGUGAUUAUGCCGAGGACAUAAGAGCUUCUAUCAUUCUCCUCCCUUUCCACAAGCACCAGAGAAUAGAUGGGAAACUGGAGACAAGUAAAGAAGGUAUCAGGACUACUAACCAGAAAGUUCUUCGUCACGCGCCGUGUGCGGUUGCCAUUCUGGUAGACCGGGGGCUCACGGCUGGCUCCUUGAGUCUCUCCGGCUCGGAUUCCCUGCAACACAUAGCGGCACUUUUCUUCGGUGGGCCCGAUGAUCGGGAGGCAUUGGGAUUCAGUAAGAGACUGGGAAUGCAUAAUCACAUCAACCUCACGAUUAUUCGGUUCCUUUCUGCUUCGGGACAGGUGCAGAGUGUGGGUGUUGACAUCGCUCACAAGGAGGAAAGCAUUCUAAUGGCGAUUUCUGAUCGUGAAACGGAGAGAGAGGCUGAUAAUGAAGUGUUGUCGGAAUUCUACCAUAGGUAUGUGACGUCGGGUCAAGUAGGGUACGUAGAAAAGGUAGUGGAGAAUGGGUCAGAAACAGCAGGUGCAUUGAGGGACAUGGCGGACAUGUAUUCUUUGUUCAUAGUGGGGAAGGAAGGGAGAGGGCACUCAUCACCUCUAACAACUGGAAUCAGUGAUUGGGAAGAGUGUCCGGAGCUUGGGAAAGUAGGAGACUUUUUGGCUUCUGCAGAGUUUGAUUUCUGUGGCUCGGUUCUCGUCAUGCAGCAGCAUAGACCUUCGAAGCACGAUGACGAUGAUGACUAGCCAUAGCAGCGCCGAACACGUCCGUUUUCCUCAUUUUCUCUGCAGCCAAAAGAUGGAAAGAAAUGAAAUGUUGUAUAAUGU
This is a messenger RNA of Cuscuta campestris, 2565 nucleotides long. Lineage: Eukaryota; Viridiplantae; Streptophyta; Magnoliopsida; Solanales; Convolvulaceae. The record is from the annotation of a GenBank genome assembly.